Staurois parvus is the source of this 795-nucleotide messenger RNA. NCBI's taxonomy places the organism in Eukaryota, Metazoa, Chordata, Amphibia, Anura, Ranidae. The record is from the annotation of a GenBank genome assembly.
AUGAUGGAGGAGGGAGGUGCUGCCAUAGUAUUACAGGCUCACGCCCGCGGUGUGCUGGUCCGCCGGAGACUCCAGAGACUUCUACGGGACUAUGAGGAUGUGGUGAGAGACAUAGAGGGAGAGGACAUCUCUGUACACUGGGGGGCCCGGCUCCUUUCCCCGCCACUCUUCAACACUGAGGUUGAGCACAGAGAUACAGCUGGACUCAGAGCUCAUAAAAGGAAUGGUCAUAGUGGAGGCAGAUAUAUCCGAAACACAGACUCCAUCCUAUCAUGCAGUGAGGGAAAGGAAGCUGUACGAGACUUCGGACAUGAACCUUGUACCCUAGAGAAAGAUCACAACCAUUACCAACCAUCAGAGCCUGGAGAAGUGCUAGCAGAGGGCCAACUACAAGGAGCUGCCUCAGAAAGUGAGCACCUGUCUGGAAAAGAGACUCCGCUUCAGGAUGUCCCCACAAGAGAGCACCAAGUGUCAGAGACUACUGGCAGAAUGGUGGAGAACCCUCUGCUGGAGAGCCAUGCUUUACAGACUGGGAGCCCUGGGACAAGGAUUACAGAAGAGGGAGACACUUUGUCAGUUACGCAAGGACAGCCCUUCCCCCAUCAUUCCAACAUAACCAGUAACACAGAUCAAACGUAUGAGAGUUUAGAAUGGACAAGAAGCAGCUCUGUGUGGAGUGACAAGUCCAUGGAUGCAGAUCUCUCUUUGAAGAAUCCAAAUGAGCUGCAAAUGCUUAGGAGCCACUUGGCCAUGGAGAUUCUAUGGGUUCAGCAAGCAAUAGCCAGUAGAAAAAAU